Messenger RNA from Penicillium soppii, 804 nucleotides. Its product is annotated as general transcription factor IIH subunit TFB6 family. Bases 1 to 804 code for a protein of 267 amino acids. Lineage: Eukaryota; Fungi; Ascomycota; Eurotiomycetes; Eurotiales; Aspergillaceae. The record is from RefSeq and is a predicted model, not a curated record. The transcript is spliced from 2 exons. Gene Ontology annotation, cellular component: transcription factor TFIIH holo complex.
AUGGCCCCAGGCAAGAUCAAAGAACCAAACUCCGACUCGGACUCCGACUCCAACGUGGAAUUCGAAGAUGUCCCAAUCGCCCACGCAGACACAGAUGCAGAUGCAGAUGCGGACAUUCCCAUUGUUCUCCGCCCACCAACAUGGACACCGACCCUCUCACUUCCACCUCAACGAGCCUCGCCCAUCCCCUCAGGCUCAGACGAAGAAACCCAACUCCGCGGUCAGAUAAGCACAGGACUCGAACGAGUCAACUACCGCAAAAUGAAAUCCGACAUGGGCAUGGACGCACCCGAUACGCCCCACGCCCAGCGCAGAUACGAGUCCUUCGCCCAGCUAGCAGCUGACGUGGAGGAUCUAAUUGAUAUGCUUUGGGUAUCUGCUACACCGGCAAUCCAAACAGAAGCCCUCAUAACCCUAGCCGGACUAAUUGAGUCCUCCCUUCCCUCGUUCCCCUUCUCGGUUCAACCGACCCUCUCAAUCCUGCACAAGCUGGACAGUAUAUUUGCCGCUUUGUGCACCGGUACGCACCCGAUUACCGGGGCUGCGCUGCCGGGUGCAGUGCUUGGCCAGUCUCUUGCCACGGAGACGCAGAAAGUUCGGAUUCGGAGUUUGGCGGAGAGCACCAGGUAUCGGGUUUUUUCGUGUUUGGGGUCUUCGAGUAGUACUUCUGCUGGGUUUGAUGGGGAUGAGGAGGAAGUGUAUGAAUUUAAUGAGCCCUGGAUGUUGGAGGCUACGAAGGUUUAUGAGAAGUGUCUUAUGUUGCUUGCUGAGCAGGAUAAUGUUGAGGUGGAGUUUAGUUGUUAG